This is a messenger RNA of Drosophila hydei, 1089 nucleotides long. Its product is annotated as fibrinogen-like protein 1. Lineage: Eukaryota; Metazoa; Arthropoda; Insecta; Diptera; Drosophilidae. The transcript is spliced from 2 exons. The record is from RefSeq and is a predicted model, not a curated record. The coding region runs from base 127 to 1089 and encodes 320 amino acids.
CUAGCUUAAAGACUCAUAAAAUUUGAGUAUUUUCAAGUCGGAUUGAGGUUCAGUCGCUCACCAGCUCUUAUCAGCUUUAGCAGCUGAAAACAAAUAAUUGCAUAAAGGAAAACAGUUCAGUUUUACAUGCAGCGAAGUCAACUGGACUGUAUUAAUAUUAAAACAAAAACAAUGAAAGCCUUGACUGUACUUGGACUUAUAUUGCUAGCAUGUCCAAGUCUGAGGAGUGAGAAUUUUGCAGACGAAUUAAGUUCACUGAGUACUGAGCAGCUACAGCAGAGAGUGAAACAUUAUAAUGAGCUCAUAGAAAGCUCUGAGAAAUUGGCCGAAGCAUUGGAACUUGAAUUCAAUGAAAUCCAAGAAUCGAUUAAUUUCGAUAACUCUGCGGCAGAGUUUGAGAGCAUGCGUAAGCUGUCGAAAGAGUACCGUGAGAUGAAAGCUAACUCCAGAGCUUUUGAAGAAAGCUCAAAGCUUUAUAGGGAUGAACUUUUGAGAAUCGAGCCUUUACUCUGUCUGGACGAUCACCAGGUUAAUGGCUAUGCUUACGGCAUUUGCGGAGGCGACAGCACGGCCGGACCUGGCUGGACUGUUAUACAGAGGCGCAUUGAUGACACGUUGCACUUCAAUCAAAGCUUUCAAAAUUAUCACUUUGGAUUUGGCAACAGCAACAGCAAUUUUUUCAUCGGCCUGCAGAAGAUUUAUGAGUUGACAAAUUUCAAACCUCAUGAGCUGUAUAUAAGGCUCAAAAGCAUUACGGGCGAAACCAAAUAUGCGCGCUAUAGCUGUUUCAAAAUUCAAUCUCAGCAUCAGGACUUCAGGCUCUCAGCAUUGGGUGAUUAUGUUGGCAAUGCUGGCGAUGCCUUAGGAAAAUCUCUAUACAAACAAUUCAAGAUUUAUAGCAAGGGCGACAAUGAUCCCAGCACUACAUCCGGCUGGUGGAUUGGAAACGGCUAUGAGGGCGUUGAGAGCAAUCUGAAUGCAUUACCCAGUCAAUGGAAUACUUGGCCUGUUUCUCUUAUAAAUGUGGAAAUGCUGAUACGUCCGCGAUUAGCUAUGCUCGAUUCAGAUAAAUACAAAUAUAGUUGCUAA